Molecule: messenger RNA, 680 nt
Organism: Rhizopus microsporus ATCC 52813
Lineage: Eukaryota; Fungi; Mucoromycota; Mucoromycetes; Mucorales; Rhizopodaceae
Product: GTP-binding protein rhoA
Exons: 5
Coding region: 44-625 (193 amino acids)
Biological process (GO): small GTPase-mediated signal transduction
Molecular function (GO): GTPase activity; GTP binding
Source: RefSeq, a predicted model, not a curated record
UUUUUUUUUCCUUUUUCAGUGCAUAGUCCUUUUUUAACAAAUUAUGGCCGAAAUUAGAAGAAAGCUAGUUAUUGUUGGUGAUGGUGCUUGUGGUAAAACUUGUUUGUUAAUUGUCUUUUCAAAAGGCACUUUUCCUGAGUUUUAUGUUCCUACUGUUUUCGAAAACUAUGUUGCCGAUGUUGAGGUAGAUGGUAAACGUGUUGAAUUAGCAUUAUGGGAUACAGCAGGUCAAGAGGAUUAUGAUCGUCUCCGUCCUCUUUCUUAUCCAGACUCACAUGUUAUCUUGAUUUGUUUCGCUAUUGAUUCACCUGAUUCAUUAGACAACGUUCAAGAAAAGUGGAUUUCUGAAGUGCUUCACUUCUGUCAAGGACUUCCUAUCGUCUUGGUCGGUUGUAAGAAAGAUUUACGUAAUGACCCUGCAACAAUUGAAGAAUUAAGAAAGAACUCUCAAAGACCAGUUAGUUAUGAAGAAGGAGCUGCUGUUGCUCAAAAGAUAAGCGCCUACAAAUAUUUUGAAUGCUCCGCAAAGACGGGAGAAGGAGUUCGUACUGUAUUUGAGGAAGCAACUCGUGCUGCUUUAAUGGUUAACAAGAAAAAGAAGAGUAAGGGUUGCACUGUGUUGUAAUAAAUUAAAUUAUAUCCUUUUUACACUUUUCUUUUGAAAUAAAUAUUCUCUCUUC